This is a messenger RNA of Penicillium vulpinum, 1572 nucleotides long. RefSeq lists its product as uncharacterized. The record is from RefSeq and is a predicted model, not a curated record. The transcript has 4 exons. Bases 1 to 1572 code for a protein of 523 amino acids. Lineage: Eukaryota; Fungi; Ascomycota; Eurotiomycetes; Eurotiales; Aspergillaceae.
AUGCGCUACAGAAACUGGGAUGUCCUUCUUUUUCCUGGAGGUUCGAAGGUUCCUAUACAAGAGUUUAAGACGCAAUGCUUUGUGACCAAGGACAAAGACUCGCCCUAUCUCCACAAUGAAGUCUUCCUCGGCCCUCAUGCACACCAUCCAAAUCCAGGUAUCUUUAACCAGCUGCCAGUCCUCACGACAUUUAUCCCAAGUCUGCCCAAAGACACUCCGUUCCAAGUCUCUGUUCAUAGUUGGGAGAAACCACGCCCUAGUGUCCAGAUCGAGUCAAACAUGGAACCAGAAGAUGUCUUACUUUUCGAGGUGCGGAUCUUCAUUGACGGGGUCUUCGUUGCUGGUAGUAUCUAUGGACAGAGAACUAGUUGGCCACAGAUUAUGGAUCUGGGUUCUAAUCUUGAUCGAGAUGGAAACCAAGAUACCCUUCGAUUUCCUCCAUUUCAUUCUGAGAUACUACAGCAGAGGCAUUGGGAUGCCGGAGAUUCUCAAGGUAGAAUCAAGACUGUCAUUGCUGAAGGUUUCUCUCGUCCCAAUCGCACGCCCCCUUUCGAGCGAUACAAGCAUGUCACUGUUUUCUCUUUCCAGCAUGCACCACUAGAUGUGUUGGAAUUCUCCGACAUUGCUUGGCCCAAUCCCAAUAUGUGGCUUGCUAUGCCCAAUGGAUCCCGGUACGGAUCGGCAGCGAGAUACAGUGCCUCCAAGGUGGUUGCUGAUGGCGAUGGCACCCAUGGACAUUCGCCAAGCAAGACUAGCAGACCCGAACAUCGAAUCACGAUCACGGCGAACACGAGUAGUCAAUCUAGCAGCAAUGCAGCUACUUACAGCGGUAGUACUCCGUCAACCUACAAUGCCUGGACCCCUCACCGUGGGCUUCCUAUCCCUUCCACACAAUGGAACGGCUAUUCGCAGGAACCUCGAUGGGAGCCACAGGAUGCAUACAUCGUGGAACCUGGAAUGGAUUCUUUCAUUGAUGAUACAGCAUGGCGGCAGCGUGGUGCUCGAUCAUCUCGUGAGGAUGUUCCAAUGCCAGACUAUGCCUCCACUGGAUCGACGACCAGCAGCCGGGCCAUCUCCAGCAUGACUGGGAUGAGCUAUGAACACAGCAAGCAGCCCAGCAUCAAUUCCUGUCUUGACGAUGAGCAAUACAAUGAGUUGAUCCAAGCUCUGACUCCAACUAAGGCGCCUCCAGUGGGUACUCGUGCUCCCUCUAAUACUCCAUCCACUGCCGCCACCACAAUGUCUGCCUCAAAGCCUUCUGCUGCAGCCGAAGCUCGAUCUGCAAGUUACAAGUCUCGAAAUCGCCGUUCAUCCGCUCUCCGGGAGAUAUCGCAACCAAGCACCCGCGAUGUUUCGGGAUCGAGUGAGCCCAAGGACUUGACUACAUCCAAAGUAGGGGCGAGUCCAAGCGAAAAGGUCCGGAGCAAAAAGGAGAAUCAGAAAGAGGCCAGUCAGGAGACCCCCAAAGCGAAGUCCAAAGGUAAGGGCGUUGCAAAGGAAAACUGCAACUUCAAGGAAGCUGGAAAUGCGCUGGACGAGAAUUUGCAGGACGAGAAUGAGUCAAUGUUGUAG